This is a messenger RNA of Anopheles aquasalis, 5243 nucleotides long. It is a transcript of the gene Cyfip, whose product is annotated as Cytoplasmic FMR1-interacting protein Sra-1. Gene Ontology annotation, molecular function: small GTPase binding. Gene Ontology annotation, biological process: regulation of actin filament polymerization. Lineage: Eukaryota; Metazoa; Arthropoda; Insecta; Diptera; Culicidae. The record is from RefSeq and is a predicted model, not a curated record.
UGUGUGUGCGUUCGGGUUCAUGUUCAGAAGGCAGGGCGUUGGACUAAGUGGAUAAGCAAGAUUCCGGAUUAGCCGACCCAGGAAAUAUCAUUAUCGUGACGAGUAAACUACAUAGCAGUGGCAGGCGAAUAGUGUUGAUACGCAACUAGUGCGAAGGAUUCAUCUGCACUGGGACAGAUUAGGUGGCUUCUUGUAUGUGAGAAAGUCGCGUUGUUCGGGUGCGCCGGACAUGGUCAACGAGUGAACAGUAGUGCUGAAGUACUUCCGCUUGAUUUUCCAACCAGCCAACCAGCCACGGCGAGAUGUCGCAGGAAAAAAUCACCCUUGCGGACGCGCUGUCCAACGUCGAGGUGCUCGAUGAGCUGCCGCUACCGGAUGAGCAGCCGUGCAUCGAAGCACAACCUUGUUCCGUGGUUUACCAGGCCAACUUCGACACGAACUUUGAGGACCGGAACGGCUUCGUUACGGGCAUCGCGAAGUACAUCGAGGAGGCGACUACUCACGCGAAUCUGAAUCAGCUGCUAGACGAAGGCCAGAAGCACGCAGUGAUGCUGUACACCUGGCGGUGCUGUUCACGCGCGAUCCCUCAACCGAAAUCGAACGAGCAACCCAACCGAGUAGAAAUCUAUGAGAAGACGGUUGAAGUGCUCAGUCCGGAGGUGAACAAGCUGCUAAACUUUAUGUACUUCCAACGCAAAGCGAUCGAGGCAUUCUCAGGCGAGGUGAAGCGACUGUGUCACGCGGAAAAGCGUAAAGAUUUCGUCUCGGAGGCAUAUCUGCUAACGCUUGGCAAAUUUAUCAACAUGUUCGCCGUGUUGGACGAGCUGAAGAACAUGAAGUCAAGUGUGAAGAACGAUUACAGCACCUACCGGAGGGCGGCCCAGUUUCUCAAGGUGAUGACUGAUUCACACAGCUUGCAAGAGUCCCAAAAUCUGUCAAUGUUUCUGGCGACGCAAAACAAAAUCCGUGAUACGGUGAAAGACACACUAGAGAAAAUCUCUGGCUACGAGGAGCUGUUGUCGGAUGUGGUUAACAUUUGCGUGCACAUGUACGAGUCAAAAAUGUACAUGACACCGGAAGAGAAGCAUAUGUUGGUGAAGGUGAUGGGAUUUGGACUGUUCCUGAUGGACUCGGAGAUCUGCAAUAUCAAUAAACUAGACCAGAAGAAGAAGUUGAGACUCGACCGAAUCGAUCGAAUCUUUAAAAAUCUGGAAGUGGUACCACUGUUUGGUGACAUGCAAAUCGCCCCGUUCAACUACAUCAAACGUAGCAAACACUUCGACCCCAGCAAGUGGCCGUUAUCGAGCUCGGCUGCGAUUAGCCCGCAAGCCGACCUAAUGGUGCAUUUACCGACCAUUCGCGAGGAUCACGUGAAGUACAUUUCGGAACUGUCGCGUUAUAGCAACGAGGUGACAACGACGUACAAGGAUAACGCGACGGAUGCGGAAAACAAAGCGACCGCCGAUUUGGCACUUCGCGGUCUGCAGCUGUUGUCCGAAUGGACGUCCGUUGUAACAGAGCUGUACUCGUGGAAGCUGCUGCAUCCAACCGAUCACCACCAAAACAAAGAGUGUCCCGUGGAAGCCGAAGAGUAUGAGCGUGCUACUCGCUACAAUUACAGCGAAGAUGAGAAGUUUGCGUUAAUCGAGGUAAUCGCCAUGAUCAAAGGAUUGCAGGUGCUGAUGGCACGUAUCGAGACAGUACUGUGCGAAGCGAUUCGGCGUAGUAUCUAUGCAGAGUUGCAAGACUUUGUGCAGCUGGUUCUGCGGGAGCCGUUGCGGAAAGCGGUGAAGAACAAGAAGGAUCUAAUACGUUCGAUCGUAAUGUCGGUGCGCGAGACGUGUGCCGACUGGCAGAAAGGCACUGAACCGUCGCAGGAUCCGGCGCUAAAAGGCAAGAAGGACCCGGACAGUGGCUUUCCCAUCAGCGUGCCGCGGCUGAAUGUAGGCCCUUCAUCAACACAGCUGUAUAUGGUGCGCACAAUGCUGGAGUCACUAAUCGCCGACAAGUCGGGUGGCAAACGUACGCUGCGCAAAGAUAUAGACGGCUCCUGCUUGCUACAGAUCGAUGCGUUCCACAAAUCCUCGUUUUACUGGACCUAUUUGCUAAGCUUUAGCGAAACGUUACAGAAGUGUUGCGAUUUGUCACAGCUAUGGUACCGCGAAUUUUACCUCGAGAUGACAAUGGGCAGAAAGGUGAACAAAUGUACGGUUCGGCAUCAGCACAACGAAGAAUGCAGUGAUCUUAUAACGAUGGAGAAACGCAUUCAGUUUCCAAUCGAAAUGUCGAUGCCCUGGAUACUGACCGAUCACAUUUUGCGUACCAAGGAACCAUCAAUGAUGGAAUACGUACUGUAUCCACUCGAUCUUUACAACGAUUCCGCACUGUAUGCACUCACGAUCUUUCGCAAGCAGUUUUUGUACGACGAGGUCGAAGCGGAGGUCAAUCUUUGUUUCGACCAGUUCGUUUACAAGCUGAGCGAGCAGGUAUUUGCCCACUAUAAACAGCUAGCCGGUAGCAUCUAUCUCGACAAGCGAUUCCGUGUCGAGUGCGAGGUGUUGGGCUUCAACUUUCAAUCACAUCCUCGCAACAACCGUUACGAAACGCUGCUAAAACAGCGCCAUGUUCAGCUGCUCGGCCGAUCGAUCGAUCUCAACAAGCUGAUCACGCAGCGUAUCAACGCUGAUAUGCAAAAGAGUCUCGAGCUGGCGAUCUGUCGUUUCGAAGCAAGCGACAUUACUGGUGUGGUGGAGCUAGAGGCACUACUAGCCGUAAACAAGCUUUGCCACAAGCUGUUGUCCAAGUGGCUCGCGCUGGACGACUUUGACGCGAUGCUGAAGGAGGCGAACCAUAAUGUGCUCGCACCGUACGGCCGCAUCACGUUGCACGUUUUUGUCGAGUUGAACUAUGACUUUCUUGCCAAUUACUGUUACAAUGCUGCCACCAACCGCUUUGUGCGCAACAAGCUGCAGAUCUCCUUCUCGGGGCCAAUCACACGCGAAAAAGCUCCUGUCAUGUCUCACUACUACCUGUGGGGUUCAAAGCCGCUCAAUGCAGCUUAUACAACGCAGUACGGCCAGUACAAUGGUUUCGUAGGAGCGCCUCACUUCCACGCGAUUUGCCGGUUACUGGGCUACCAGGGAAUAGCGGUCGUGAUGGAGAUCAUCCUGAAGGACAUCGUAAAGCCGCUGGUACAGGGCAAUCUGCUGCAGUUCACUAAGACGCUGAUGUCGGCGAUGCCAAAGAUGUGCAAGUUACCGUUGUGCGACUACGGUUCGCCGGGUGUACUGAGUUACUAUCAGGCUCAUCUGGUCGACAUUGUGCAGUAUCCGGACGCGAAAACCGAACUGUUUCAGUCAUUCCGCGAGAUGGGCAAUUCGAUGCUCUUCUGUCUGUUAAUCGAGCAGGCCUUGUCGCAGGAAGAGGUGUGCGACCUUUUGCAUGCGGCACCCUUCCAAAACAUUCUACCGCGCCCGUUUUGCAAAGACGGAGAAAAGCCAGAAAGCAAACAGAAGCGACUCGAGGCAAAGUAUGCCUCACUACAGAUAGUCCCUAACGUGGAGAAGUUAGGUACAGCGAAGCAAGCUAUGAUCGCUCGUGAAGGUGAUCUUCUGACACGUGAGAGGUUAUGCUGUGGAUUGAGCAUAUUUGAAGUAAUUUUGGGCCGUGUUAAGUCGUUCCUUGACGAUCCCAUUUGGGCUGGACCGCUCCCGAUCAACGGUGUUAUGCAUAUCGACGAAUGUUCCGAAUUCCAUCGUCUCUGGUCGGCACUUCAGUUCGUUUACUGCAUCCCAGUAGCCGGCACCGAAUACACGGUUGAGGAACUGUUCGGCGAGGGCCUACAUUGGGCUGGAUGUACCAUCAUUGUACUGUUGAACCAGCAGCGCAAAUUUGAGGCACUGGAUUUCUGCUACCAUAUACUGCGCGUCCAGCGAGUUGAUGGUAAAGAUGAUACGGUGAAAGGAAUUAAUCUGAAACGAAUGGUCGACCGCAUCCGACGCUUCCAGGUACUGAACUCGCAAAUCUUUGCCAUUUUGAACAAGUACCUCAAGAGCAACGAUAUUGAAGGAUCCAACGUUGAGCAUGUUCGAUGUUUUCCACCUCCACCGCAUCCAAGCGUCGCUCCGUCGCACUAUCAUGAUCCGAACAAGCUGCGCACCCAGUAGGCGCAUCUUCGAACGAUAGCGAUACUCAAAUGAGUGUUCCACUCCGAUGAUAUUGGAACUCAAUUGGAAAUUGUGUGUGUGCAAGAAUUGCAAAUCAAUUUGCAUUUUUUUUCGUUCUUUUUGCCUUUAUAAUUGGGAUGAUUGUUUAUGUUAAUAUUUGCGUAACUAGCCUAAUUGCUAGAACAGACGGCUUAUUUGAUUGUUAAGUAUUCCGCUAAACAUUACGGCAGUUAGGAUUAAGCGCGUUAUAUCGAAUCCAGAACCUAAGCGUCACAUACAUUAUUUAAAGCAAGUUCGGCGAAAGGUCAUUACUGCAGAAGCAUGUUCAAUGCCACGGGAAAGUACGAGCAUAGCACGACAUCUUGGUUAUGCUGUUCGAAAAAAGGGCAUCGUUAAAUUGUGCGACGAUUUUCUGUGCCAGUGUGAUGGAUAUACAUCACAUGCGCAAUGCUGGCUUAAGAACGCUAUAUCGUUUAAUUUUGAUAGCUUAUUGCCUUUAGCCGCAAGUAGUGAUUGGCAUUUUCGCAUUUAUUUGUCAUCGUGGUUUUUCUCCAUUACUUUUUUUCUUUUUAUAGCCAUUCGUAAUUUUAUUGAAACACACACUAUUUAAAAAGAUUCAUUCAUUCUAAGAUCACGUAUGCCAAAACUGUGUACGUAACAUAUGUGACGACCGGCCACGGUGGUUUGCCGCAUCGUUUGGCAACACCGGAUCCCUGUUCCAUGCCCGGAAGAGAAUCGAAUCGACCAAACGCACUUAGGUAAUCACUGUGGCAUGGUUUUCGGCUACACAAAGAAGGGACACGUUUCGUAAUAAUAAUUAAUAUAAAACAUGCAAUAUUGAAGUAGCUGUAAGUGAUAAAGUAGACGAGGAUGAAUGAUAACGAAGGCUAUAAUGAUUGUAUAUGAUCGGGGCUACGCUAGCGAGGCGCGAAAAAGCGUAUUACAUUCACAAGCAGUACACGCCAAAUGUCCUCCUAAUCUAUACCCCUCCCCUUACUGCUAACGAAUAGUAAACGUAUUCAGCUAAAUGUUGUGUAAACAUCCAAAUUACGAAUAAACAUACUCAUUUACUCAUAA